Aspergillus mulundensis is the source of this 2109-nucleotide messenger RNA. RefSeq names its product putative chitin synthase activator (Chs3) (gene chs3). Gene Ontology annotation, molecular function: protein binding. NCBI's taxonomy places the organism in Eukaryota, Fungi, Ascomycota, Eurotiomycetes, Eurotiales, Aspergillaceae. The record is from RefSeq and is a predicted model, not a curated record. The transcript is spliced from 3 exons. The coding region runs from base 1 to 2109 and encodes 702 amino acids.
AUGGCGAGCCCCGUGGCCAGCACCUAUCCUCACCCUCAUCCUCUUCCAUCUCCUCCGCCCGUAUAUCAUCCGUCUUCGCCCCCACAUUCCCCGUCUCAUCGCGAGUCUCAGCCCACGCCACGGAAUUCAAACUACACGCCGACCUCUCCAGUCGCACGCAAAUCACUACCGGAAGCGCCGCUGGGACACGUUGUACAGAGAGCUCAGCGCCAGUCUGUCCCCUCCGUCAGUGUAAACGGUCACUUGGAACAAUCUGAAACGCAGAGUCCGACAGCUAGGAAUGCUGAUGACGACUACUUCACAUCACACGUGCCGAAUGCUGCAUUCUCCAACCUGACGCUGGAUGACAACCCCACAAAGCAUGGAGGGUACCCCCCGCGAAAGCAGUCAGUCGGAGUUCUGCCUUCGUCCGGGAACAUGGUUUAUCGACACACCCCUGCCAGCAGCAUAUCAUCUUUUGCUGUAGAACCUCAGCCGCAUGAUGAGCCUCAGAUCGUUUGCAAAGACAGCGGGUCAUCAUUCGACCGCGAUGGCCCUUCCGGUAGUCAAAACACAUCAUCUCGUGGCAGCAUUGACAGCAUGGCACAACCGUCUGAGAACUUCGAGCCACUGCACUAUCAUCAUCGCCCAUACCAACCCUCCCAGGCGGCUGCUCGGUCCACACCUGUUCUAGGAUCAGCUGAGAAUACCCCGGCGACGAACACUCACCUUACAGCCAAACGACCGCAGCGGCCACGGUCAACGUACUCUUUUGCGUCGGACAACGGGUCUCCCCAGGCAUCACCCUACCUCAAACCCCGUGUCUCAUCCAGGAACUCUGGCUCUCCUGAUGUUCGACCGGUCUCGUUCGUUGACCUUCUCAACGCGCCAUAUCCUCAACCAGGUCCCGCUCCAGUUCAUUUCGGCAACGCUCAUCUUCGAUCUUCUGUCGGAAACAACGCAUCGUUGCUGAGCCAUAAGCAGACAUUUGAUAUGUAUUUGGCGAAUGUAAAAAAGACGGAUGAUUCGGCCCUUCAGUAUGAAUUUGCCGUUUUCAUGGUCAACGCCAUGCUGGAAAUGCCAGAUGAUGUACUUGAGGGCGGCAAGCCAUCAAUAUCCGCAGAUAAAGACAAGACUUCUAACGAAAUUACCCGUGCCCACCUCUUGAAAGAAGCAAAGUCGAUAUUCCAGGGGCUGGCCAGCCGGAGCUAUCCGUUUGCACAGUACUACUUGGCGGAUGGCUACGCCUCGGGCUUGUUUAGCAAGGGGAAGGAGGACUACGAUCGCGCCUUCUCUCUGUUUGUGGCUGCAAGCAAGCACGGCCACGUCGAGGCAUGCUACCGGACCGCUUUAUGUUAUGAGUUUGGCUGGGGGACUCGAGUUGACGCGGCUAGAGCUCAACAAUUCUAUCGCCAGGCGGCUUCGAAAAACCAUCCAGGGGCUAUGCUUCGAAUGGCCAAGGCGUGCCUUGCAGGAGACAUGGGUUUAGGCAAGCGAUAUCGCGAAGGUAUCAAAUGGUUGAAACGAGCGGCAGAGUCUUCCGAUGCUCAGUACAAUUCGGCACCUUACGAACUCGGCUUGCUCCACGAAACUGGUUAUGGAGACGAUGUUUUUGUCGACCCUUCCUAUGCUGCUCAACUCUUUACCAAGUCGGCCGACCUGGGCCAUGUAGAGGCCUGCUACCGUCUUGGCGAUGCCUACGAGCACGGGAAGUUGAAUUGCCCGAAAGAUCCUGCCCUCAGCAUUCACUUCUAUACUGGAGCUGCCCAAGGUGGGCAUCCGUUGGCAAUGAUGGCACUGUGUGCUUGGUACCUAGUUGGUGCAGAGCCGGUGCUGGAGAAAGACGAGAAUGAGGCAUACGAAUGGGCCAAGCAGGCCGCUGAACUCGGGCUGGCGAAAGCGCAAUAUGCUGUAGGAUACUUCACAGAGAUGGGCAUUGGAUGUCGACGCGAUCCGUUGGAGGCCAACGUCUGGUACGUCAAAGCGGCCGAUCAAGGGGAUACCAGAGCGGUGCACCGUAUCGCAGCAAUCCGAGCUGCGGCAGACGGCGUGAACCCAGCGCUGGCCGCUGCGGAUGCCAACGGGAAGAAACGCAAGAGCGACGGCAAGAAAAGAUUCGGUAUUUUCUAG